CGUGAUCGUUUGUUCCCUUUUUGAAAUUAUAUAAAAUUCAUUUCCUUUCUCCCACGAAGGUCGUGCUUUUUCGACUGUUUAUGAAGGCCUAAGUCCGUUGCAAUCAUUCCCUACAUCGACGUUAUUUAUACAUCAUCUCUUGACGAGACGAUGAAGCGACGGCAUCUCACAAAAGUCGCUCAUCUCCAGCCCCUGCAAACUCAUAACGAAGCAUCUCCUUCAUCUAACUCUCACGCGCAUAGUGCUGGGCCAUACUCUCCUUCUGUUUACUCUCGAGCUGACAAUCACUCGGAAUAUAACUACCAACCUUACCCGGAUAUCGAAGAAGAGCCGCUUCCACCAUUUCCUUCACAUCUCCUUGAAAACCUCACCAGUUUUGAAGCCCGUGAUGCUGCUCGCGACUCUCGGAUAUCUUCUACAGGCCAGGACUCUCCCGAGAAUGAAACAACAAACCGACUGAGUAUGAUGGGUCCGAAGAUGAAAAUGCUUUCCAGGGCACCUUGGGAAGUUAGUGACCCCCUCAUCGAGCGUGAACAAGCCCCUAGUAUCGACUACUCUGUUGAUGGUGGCUCUAUCUUUGGGCGACGGUCUAGAAGUAGGACUUUGACCAGAGCUACAGAGAGUUCGAAAGGGUUUGGACUCGGAGGCAGCAAAUCACGAGGGACUACCACAUAUUCGUUAGGUUCACGUAACUUUAGCCCUCCCCCGAAUACGACUGAGGACAGAGUGUCCAUCCUUUCGUCUGAUCCUGACCCCUUUGCUCCUCGUCCAAGACGUCCUACAUGGUCGCCUCUGCCACGGGCUCGGACCACGUCAUCGUCCGCAUCCGUCUCCCAUACGGAUUCAGCUAUCUCAUCAUUUGCCUCUUCCUCGUCCUCCAAUCCCCCUCCUGUUCAAAGCCCUGUUUCCGAUCGUUUCUCCGGAUCCCAACCUCCAUCACCCUCCGCCAAGAGCUCGAAGCACAGCAAAAGUGUCAACAAAAGGCAUGAUACCUCUCCCAGUCCCACGAGCAUGUAUGAGGCUGCAAUCUUGUCACCCUUUCACCCUUAUGCAAAUCCCGAGCUUUAUGCCUCCGAGGAUAACUCCCAUGCAACUCCGCAACCCUCAUUCACUUCACAGAAUCAAUCUCGUCCGCUAGAUGCUACGUCUUUCAGCCAAUCGGUCGCCAAUCCUUCAUUAUCCACCGUUUCCACCGUUUCUGGAGAAUCGUAUAUGCUCACACCAGCGCAGCCUUCAUCUUCCAUGCCUCCAUUGCCUUCGAUUCCCCCUAUUCACGCAUCAACACCCAGUAGUGCCGUGCCUUUCCCGUCUGGCCACCCGCUGGCGGACAGUCCAGGAUUCACACUCAUAUCACUUGAUCAGGCACGUGAAAAAGUGCGAAAUCGUGCCCGGAGCGGAGAUGCCGUUGUUGGAGCAAAGAAGUUUUCGUUUGGAACAAACAAAUCGACCUCGUCUAUUGACAAACUUCCGAAUGACGCUGAGUCAGGGCUCGAUGAGGAUUCGCCCCUGUCAUCUGAUCAGCCUCGAACAUUGAGGCCGAAGCGGAGUGCGUUCAGGCGGUUCUUCAAGGAGGGAAAGGAGAAGGUCCAUCAAGAAGGGCACAUUCCAGAGGUACCACCUCUCCCACAAGGUCUGAAGAGCAGAUCCCGAAGUUUGGAGCCCUCCGCGGAUGACAGGAAGCCUCUUGAAGACGAUGUUCCUCCGCUCCCUCGAACCAUAGAAGGAAGCGCUGGGCUUGCACCCCGUCCAAUGACCGUGAGGUCUGGGUCCCAGAAUGACACCCCUGCUGCGUCUUCGACCUCGUCGUUAGAGAGAAUUACGAGAGGUCUGGAUUUACCUGCCUUUACAUCGAAGUUCAGGAAGAGCCCCCAGCCGGACAAAAAGUCUCGGUCGACUCUUGAACCGGCAGGUGGGGACGGUGCUGGCUUCCAAUCUCUUCAUCUUCGCCCGAUCUCAAGCUUUCUCGCGUCUGGUCUUCCGCAUGACAUGUUGCUCCCGGAAGUGGCCGAGUCUCAUACUCCUGUCACCCAACAUGGGCGACCGCAAUUGGGACUCGGCAUACCAGAGGGUGCUGUGGUAGACUCUUUCGAACCUCGAACCGCCACCUCCCACCAAUCUAGCUUCUCCGGGAAAAGUGGCAUGACGCUUUCAGGUUCAGCAAGCUCUAUGAAUUCGGAUAAUAUCGGUCAUCCCGCGCUUGUCGAGGCUCGUAAGGCUUGGAGAAUCCAAGCAUUUGAGUACGAGGCACAAAUCCGCGAACUCAAUGCUGAAAUAGAGCGCCUUCGUGCUCGCCCUUGCUCUGAAUGUGGUGCUGUGCCUUGUGUGCCUUGUAGGCCCACCGAUCCCCAACCGCCGCAAAGUGUAUUAGAUCGUCCACGUCCCAAAACAGGAGGAUCCAACUAUUCCAGUGGUUGGGACAGCCAAAUUGAUGUAUUAUGAGGUUGAACUUUUAAGUAUUCUUCUUGUACUUUAUUGUCCAGAUUCUAGGCAUUCGUUUCUUUCCCUGUUCAUAUUAUCCAACGGGCGUGGCGGUUGAUCACAUACCUUCUUUCCUUUACCACCCCUUCAGAUCAGGCAUCUUCACAUUCCUUGUGUCCUUUUUCUUCUGCAUUGAUGCAUGGCACUUGAUAAUUUUUAUUUUGGUAUCUCGUGGUCCUGUCAUUACCGCCUGUGCAUCUACGCACUAACCCCUCUCGCUUUUUCCAAUUGAUUGGGCUCUGUCUUGUUAGGAAGUUUGCAAUAUGACUGUGGCUCCGCUCAGUGGUGUCAGUCUUGUGUUCAUAGAAACACCAACAUUGCACUGACACACGUCAGCUUUUUUGCUUCGCAUGCC
Cantharellus anzutake is the source of this 2833-nucleotide messenger RNA. RefSeq lists its product as uncharacterized. The record is from RefSeq and is a predicted model, not a curated record. The transcript is spliced from 3 exons. NCBI's taxonomy places the organism in Eukaryota, Fungi, Basidiomycota, Agaricomycetes, Cantharellales, Hydnaceae. The coding region runs from base 151 to 2439 and encodes 762 amino acids.